Messenger RNA from Sphaeroforma arctica JP610, 438 nucleotides. RefSeq lists its product as hypothetical. NCBI's taxonomy places the organism in Eukaryota, Ichthyosporea, Ichthyophonida. Gene Ontology annotation, cellular component: phagophore assembly site. Gene Ontology annotation, biological process: autophagosome assembly; autophagy. Bases 1 to 438 code for a protein of 145 amino acids. The transcript has 3 exons. The record is from RefSeq and is a predicted model, not a curated record.
AUGGAGUCUGUCGAAGACCGAGUGCAAGAUUUCUGCGACGCCCUGGAUCACAUGGCUAAUAUGGAGGAGAAGCGAGCACAGAUACGCAUAACGUUCUCCGAAAUCCGGGAAAAGACCAAUAUGUUGAUGAUUACUCGGCAGGAGAGCGUGGUUUGGGAGGAGUGGACUAUACGUACCCAGCUCCUCAUGCCCAGAACCGAUACAGAACGUCGUGAUAUGAAACGGCAAGUGGAAGAGCAGAUUCUAAAGAAUACGGAACGGAUAAUCCACGCUUGCAAUUCUAAAUAUAAUCACAUCCCGAGGGUGCCUAACUCCAGCCUAUUCCCAUUUCCCUUUGAGAUAACACUUCCGAAGAAUAAAGGGAGGUGGGGUGGAGGUCUCGACUACUAUCGCAAAAUUGUGAACGAAUCGGGAGGAGCCAAUCCCUCUGGAUCAUAG